Penaeus chinensis is the source of this 4079-nucleotide messenger RNA. RefSeq names its product ankyrin-3-like. Bases 79 to 3954 code for a protein of 1291 amino acids. Gene Ontology annotation, molecular function: cysteine-type deubiquitinase activity; protein binding. Gene Ontology annotation, biological process: protein deubiquitination. Lineage: Eukaryota; Metazoa; Arthropoda; Malacostraca; Decapoda; Penaeidae. The record is from RefSeq and is a predicted model, not a curated record. The transcript has 27 exons. Gene Ontology annotation, cellular component: cytoplasm.
GGAGGCAGAGGAAGAGGAGAAGGAGGCAGAGGAGGAGGAGGAGGAAAAGCAGAAUCAGCAACUGGAGGAGGAUCUGCUAUGGAACUGCGUUCGGCAAAAACAAUUAAGCUCCUGGAGAUGGCGCAGAGUGGGGACGCAGAUGCUGUGCGUCGACUGGCAGAAGGCGGUGUGGACUUGGAAGCCGUGAGCGCAUUGCCGGGCCUGACAGGGCUUCGAGCGCUGCACUUGGCCUCUAUUGAAGGCCACGCCCGCACCGUCCAAGAACUCGUCAGAGGCGGCGCUGAUGUCAACGCUCGAUCCGCAGAAGGGGCCUGUGCCAUCCACUACGCCGCCAUAGGAGGCCACACCGAGAUUAUAGGGAUUCUGACAGCGGCAAAGUGCGACCCGAACGCAGUGACGAGCGACGGCGACUCCGCCCUCCACCUGGCAGUGCACAGCAGUAACCUAUCGACCGUGAGAUGCCUCAUCAGAAGCGGCGUGGACUUCGCCCGCGGCAACAGGGGAGGCCUCACCCCCUUGGAUAUCGCAGUGGCAGUUCAGAAAGCAGACAUAGCAAGUCACUUGGUGGAGGUCAGUGUGGAGAGAGCGUUGGAAUCUGAGGACACGGGAAUCCUCGUCCGGUUGCUCCAGGAGGGGGCUAAGCUCGACCAUCUGAUCGUGCAGCGGAGCAGCGAAGGCAUGCGAGCGGUUCACUACGCUGCCAGACACGGCUCCUUGGAGAUGCUGGCUUUGCUGAAGGAAAGGAACGUGGACAUGACAUCAACUACCGUCGAGGGGCACACGGCCCUCCACUGGGCGGCUCUGGGCGGCCAGACUGACGCCGCCCGGUGGCUGGUGGAGCACGGGGGACUCGACGCCGCCUGCCGGAGCAAGAGCGGCGCGACGGCUUUGGACGUGGCGUUGAAGGCGAACAAGGCGGAGGUUGCUGAUUUCUUGAGAAGGGUAUAUAAACGCACGGUGCUUCCCGUGGUACAACUUGCUGACCAAAGCAACCAUCUUGCUUCCCAGAUUACCCGUGUCGGUGGUCUUGGAAACAAUAGGCGCCAACCCCAUGAAGGAGAAGCAGGAGCAGCAGCAGAAGCAGCAGGGGGAGGAGGAGUUGGAGCAGUGGGGAGAAAGGGAGUAGGAGAAACAACUGGAAGGGGAGAAGCACGUGCCAUGGCUCAGGGCCUGAAGGAAACAGACAAGAUUACCCGUGUUGGUGGUCUUGGAAGUAACGGCAAUGCGGACCAACCCCGUGAAACGGUGGUGAUCAUUGAGCAAGGAGUAGAAGCAGUAGAAGCAGAAGCAGGAGGAAGAGGAGUAGGAGUUGGAGCAGCGGAGAGAAAGGGAGCAGAGGCAACAACAGGAAGGGGAGAAGCACGUGACAAGGAGACCCGCGGAGCAGGGGACGCAGGAGCCGCGCCGAGGAAUCCUCCUCCUCACGCGCGAAGGGCCGCUCAGGAACCCGGACGGGCACGAGGAACACCGGAGUUGGACGCGAAGCUCCUGAAGGCGGCGAGCGACGGGGACCUGAAGGGAGUGAAGAUGUGGCUGGACGAGGGAGCCGACAUAGAGGCGGCUAGCUCAGCUAAGGGCGAGGAGAAAGGGCUCCGUCCGCUCCACCUGGCGGCGUGGGCGGGGCACGCGGGCGUCGUCCGUGAGCUUCUGCGUCGUGGCGCCGAUAUCAGAGCAAGGGGCCGAGACGGAUACUCUGCCAUCCACUAUGCUGCCAGAGGGGGCUUCGACGAGGUGUUGAAGAUCCUUCACGAGAAUAAGUGCAACAUGAGAGCCAAAACAGACAGUGGACAGACGCUCCUCCACGUGGCAGCCGACAACGGAAACCUAAAGGCCACCGAAUGGAUAGUUGAACACACAAAUGUUGACCUCGAAGUCAAGAACAACGAUGGCAAGACAGCUUUGGAAGUGGCCCACAUAGCGAAGCAGAAGGCCAUAGUCAAUUACCUGAUGAAGACUCCUGCUCAAGAGGCAAUCCAAAAAGGAGAUUUGAGCAAAGUGAGAGAACUGGUCGCCGGAGGAUUCGACGCGAACGCGGUGUUUCAGGAGAAGAAAAACAAAGAGUGCCGGCCACUUCACCUCGCUGCUGAGGGAGGACAUGCGGACAUUGUGAAAUUUCUCCUUCGCUCGGGAGCUCAGGCAGAGGCAGAGAAUUACGAAGGCAUGACGCCGCUCCACUUGGCGUCCUGGGGCGGGCACGCAGAGGUCAUCAAGGUCCUGCUUGGCGGAGGCGCAAAGGGUGAUGCAAGGACCAAAGAAGGCAUGACGGCGGUCCACCUGGCGAGUAUGGGCGGCCACGUGUCCUCGAUGGAGGCGCUGACGCCCACGUGUGACAUCCUUUCAGUCACUCGCGAAAGGAAGUCGGCGCUCCACCUGGCGGCCGAGUACGGAAACUUGGACGCUGUCGAAUGGCUGCAUCUACAAGGGCUUGACUCUUCUUUAAAGGAUCAUUCAGGCCAGACGCCUCUCCAGUACGCGAAGGACGAGGGGCACAAGAAGGUGGUGGAGUUCCUCAAACGCCAUGAUCAACAGACCCUCAACCGGAAUGGCAUAGAGUUACACAGUGCCGUAGCAGAAGGAAAUUUGGGUGAAGUAAGAAGAAUCAUUGGACUUGGCGCAAACCUGAGCCUCCCAAGCAUCGUAGAAGGAGAAGAUGGUCGCCAAGCCCUUCACACAGCCGCUCUCCUUGGCUACACGGAUAUUCUACUAGAACUUCUGAGGAGGGGAGCUGACAGGAACGGGACGGACAGUCGGGGCAACACUGUAGUGCACUAUGCAACGCUUCACGAAGACACCCGCUUGCUGGAUACAUUACACCUGGAACACGUAGAUGUGGCCUCUGCCGUGAACUUCAGUGGUGAAACCCCUUUGCACAUCGCCGCCUCCAGAGGAAACGUGAAAGUCCUCGAAUGGCUCUUGCGAAAGGGCGUCAAGGUGAACCACAAGAAUUCCGUGGGUAUGACAGCCGAAGAGGUGGCCGCCUCGAAGCGCCAGUAUGGCGCUGCUGAAGUUCUGUCUAAAAAUGUUGUAAAGAUUGACAAAGCAGAGGGACUUAAGAGCCUUGGUAAUACAUGCUACAUGAACACUAUCCUGCAGUGCCUCUUCUACAUCAAAGAAGUUACAGCUUUCUUCAAAACUGAUAGAUACAAGCAAGAACUGGUCGGACCCAGGCUCCAAGCCAACGUCACUGAAUCUUUCGCCGCUGUGGUAAAAGCUCUCACCUAUGGAGGAAAUUAUGUAGGUGCUUUGCAAGAUUUCAAGAGCGCAGUGUGCGGGUACGACCCCCUCUUCCUCGGAAACGACCAACGUGAUGCGCACGACUUCCUGUCCGCGUUCCUUUUUGCUGCAAUGAAGGAAUUCAAAAAUCAAGAUAAUUCUUCCUUCAAAGACCUGUUUUUCGGUAAGGAGCAGGCGGUGAUUAAGUGCGUGAAAUGCAAAAGAGAAGUUUUGCAAAAAGAUGAAAUAUUUUCUAUCUUGACACUCACAGUCACGCCAGAUCAACACAGAACGCAAUUGGAGAGCUUGAUAGCCAGCGCUUACGACGAACAACGGAUUAAGUGGGAUUGCAACAAAUGCAACAGCACAUUUUGUACAAGGAAGGUUUCUAUCGAGGUUCUCCCAAAGAUCCUCAUCAUACACUUCAAUAGGUAUUCGCCGAACAGCAAAAGCGUCCACAAAACACCAGUAUACUAUCCACUUAAAGUCACAAAUAUGAAGAAUUAUAUGGUCAAGGCAUCCCGCAGCGACGCUCCCAACUACCAGCUGCGCUCCGUGGCCUGCCAUCGCGGCUCCAUGACCGGCGGCCACUACACCGCCAUCUGCAGCAAUGAAGACAGAUGGUCCAGGUUCAGCGACGAGCAGGUGGUGCCCGUCCAAUCACCGCAGAGCCAGGAGGCGCACAUUCUCUUCUACGAGGCGGAAGCAGGGAGAAGUUUCCUGCCGAAAUGGCUCCAUUGAUUUGAAGCAAACACACACACACACAACCACACGCAUAAUCACACACACACACACACACAAUCACACACAUAAUCACACACACACACACACACACACAAUCACACAGAUAAUCACACACACACACA